Molecule: messenger RNA, 938 nt
Organism: Rhinolophus ferrumequinum (greater horseshoe bat)
Lineage: Eukaryota; Metazoa; Chordata; Mammalia; Chiroptera; Rhinolophidae
Gene: INO80C
Product: INO80 complex subunit C
Exons: 5
Coding region: 84-662 (192 amino acids)
Biological process (GO): chromatin remodeling
Cellular component (GO): Ino80 complex
Source: RefSeq, a predicted model, not a curated record
GACGGAAGUAACAGCGAGCCGGAAGCCAGGGCCAUCACAGGGAGAGAAGUGGGGAGGGGGGAGGAGGAAGACUCAGGGUGGGAAUGGCGGCUCAAAUUCCAAUUGUGGCCACCACUGCCACUCCGGGGAUAGCCCGGAACAGCAAGAAGAGGCCAGCCAGUCCUUCCCAUAACGGCAGCAGCGCCGGGGGAUACAGCGCCAGUAAGAAGAAAAAAUCGGCCGCUUCUAGCUUUGCGCAGGGUAUCAGCAUGGAAGCCAUGAGUGAGAAUAAAAUGGUGCCCUCUGAUUUUAGCACAGGACCUAUGGAAAAAACUGCUAAACCUUUGCCAUUUAAGGAUCUCAACUUUGUGCACUCAGGCCAUGGUGGUGCAGUAGCUGGCAAGAAGAACAGAACCUGGAAGAACCUGAAACAAAUCCUGGCUUCUGAAAGGGCAUUGCCGUGGCAACUAAAUGAUCCGAACUACUUCAGUAUUGAUGCUCCUCCAUCCUUCAAACCAGCUAAGAAGUAUUCUGAUGUUUCAGGUCUUCUGGCCAACUACACUGACCCUCAGAGCAAGCUUCGCUUCAGCACUAUUGAAGAGUUUUCCUACAUUCGGAGGCUGCCAUCUGACGUUGUCACAGGUUACCUGGCCCUGAGAAAGGCCACAAGCAUCGUUCCCUGAGCCUUCAGAAGUGAAGGUGAAGUGCAAAACUGUUUCAGAAGCAGACUUUGGACUCAUGGUUUUGUUUCAUGGAAACAAACUCAUUCUGCUGUCAAUCUGGAAAUGUCAGUGUUGUGUCUUGGAAAGAAUGUUUGGCUUUAAUUUAAGCGGUUUUUUUUUUUCCCUCUAUGAUUUUCCUCCAAGUGUGAUAUUUCCUGUUGAGUUGAAUUAUACUUCAUUUGUCACCUCACGUAAAGUUGUUUGACAAGGAAAUACAAAAUUGUGCUUUUAAUUUAA